Zalophus californianus (California sea lion) is the source of this 5150-nucleotide messenger RNA. RefSeq names its product probable phospholipid-transporting ATPase IIB. Lineage: Eukaryota; Metazoa; Chordata; Mammalia; Carnivora; Otariidae. The record is from RefSeq and is a predicted model, not a curated record. The transcript is spliced from 3 exons. Gene Ontology annotation, cellular component: endosome; plasma membrane; trans-Golgi network. Gene Ontology annotation, biological process: phospholipid translocation; endocytosis; retrograde vesicle-mediated transport, Golgi to endoplasmic reticulum. Gene Ontology annotation, molecular function: ATPase-coupled intramembrane lipid carrier activity. Bases 3400 to 5127 code for a protein of 575 amino acids.
GACGGGGGAUAGGGCGGGAGGAGAGUCACUGCCAGAGGCUGGUGGCAGGACCCCAGAGCUCGGGGCCGUGCACGUGUUCACCUUCGUCACUGGGACACGCCCCGGGCUGCGUUAAGCCACAGCCACCCUCCUGGCCUGUCCUGAGAGAGUCCGCCGGCGGGCCCUCCCUCCCUUCUGCUCCCAGAGAUGGGGGCCCUCAGCACCCCAUCUUACAAACGGGAGCCCGAGGCUUGGGAGGCUGGAAACCCAUGCAGCCACACAGUCAGCAUGCUGGAGCCAGGGACACUGCCCCGUGCUGAGCUCCCGGGCAAACCCUGCAGGUGCCCUCCCCUGGCCGCCCCCCUGCGGGUCCCCUCCCCACCUGCCAGGACUGGAGCUCCUUUGGGCACAGCCCUCGUUCCUUUGCCCAACAGACCGGCUAGAAGAAGCAGGGCCAGCCACCUGCCCCUCUUGCUUUGGGUGGGCUGUCGCUGGUCCCCACAGCUGGCUGCACCCCCUGGAGGGUCCCCCCGUGAAGGCUACGGGGCCUCUUGCUGACAAGGUCCUCAAUCUACCACUGGUAUUCCUAGGAGGGGUCACCCUGAACUCCCCCAGACCGGGAAUCAGGUGCAGCCCGGGGACAGGGAAGGGGAAAGAGGACCCUGGGAGUUGAGGGGGGUUGCUUAGACCCCAGCCUUGAAUCCAAGGGGGUAAGCUUCUGGAUCCAGGUCGACAUAUGCCCCUCCCUCAGUCCAAAGCCCUCACACGGCUGGUCCCCCUGUGAGGGGUCUACCUGCUCCGCACCGUGGGGACAGCAGCUCCCCCAGCGUCAGGCAAGUGUGGUGAGCCCUCUGAGUCUGGUUUUUUGGAGCACGCACUGAGGCUACUUCCCUGGGCCUGCCCCACACCUGGCAGCUUAGUCAAGGGCUCACACGGGGAAGGCGGCCACUGCCUUGAAACAGGGGACAGGCACACAACCCGCAGGCCCGGAUCAGGUCACCAGGGGAAAGGCCGGGCCCAGUCGUUGUGAGUGUGGUUUCACGGCCCCUUCCCUCAAGGACGCUGCCGGCAAGGGCUCCCUCAUGCACGCCCGGCACCUGCCCUCGCCCCGGGGCUGCGCUCCCGGCCCAGAGGGGGACGCAUGAGGACCGCCUGUGCGGGCAGCGUUGGGACAGGGCCACUGGCGCUGGCCGCGGACCCUGGGCCGUGAGGGUCUGGUUGGUGAUUUCAGUCCCUGCUCUCCAGGACCUGGAGGACGACUCUGAGGCGACCUGGGCCCUUCCUAGUCCCCCCCGCACAUGGGGCUGAAGGCCUCCCUUGCGAUGGUCUGGGAAAAGGGUUGCACGGGCCUCAGGCCAUCCUGCGGGCCUCGGCGAGCUCUGUGGAGGAAGGAAGCUCUGACUGCCGAUGCUGUGGCCAGCCCCGGCUUCCAGAGGCUCCCAGGGGCCAGGCCACUUGCCGGCAGCCAUGCCCAGCGCGCUCCUGGGUCCGCUGGGGUCCCAGGGCCUCACUGCUCAGCUCCCUCUCAGGGGCCUGGGCUCUGGCACCGAGUGCUGUCUGACCCGAGUGCUGUCUGAGGCUGUGCCCUCCUGAGCCUCAUCCUCUAAGAGACACACAGAAGGGGCCAGCCCGACAAGCAUCUCCUCGCUACCAAUGCACAGGGCACACGUGACCCCCUUCCACUUCUCUGGUGGGGGGCUCCCCGGAAGCCCCAUUGUUGGGGUGCUCUGCCCCUUGACUCAGCAGGAUAGCAGCCUGGGGUCAGGGCUGUGUCUGUCCGAGGGGAGUGGCAGCAGGCGGGGGCUGUCACCCACUGUGACGGGCAGCCUCCUGAGAGGGAGCCAGGUGCUGUCCCCUCACCGGGCCCACGAGAGCCCAGUAAGACUGCUGAAUGCAUGCACUUUCGCAUUAAUCCCCAGGACGGGGUCCCCCCACUCUGUGCUCAACACACCGACAGUCCCAUGGUGACGUUCUGCAGCUAGAACUGCUCGUUCAGGACGUCAGUGUUGCAGGUCCCUUCCCAGAAGAUGGGGGCCAGGCAAGGGGUGAGGGCAAGGACAUCGUUCCUCCGGGAACACAAGAGAACAGCAUGGCGAUGUGCGAGCUGGGAGGAGGGUGAGCGCACCAAGGGCCCUGGUGCUCACCACCCCCACCUGGAACCUCACCAUCCCCCGCCCCAUGCCUUCAGGGGCCCACCAGGUGCACCCUCCUUCCAGAAGGACUUCACACUUGCAAGAAACCCAGACUCAAACCUAUGCAAAUCCCUUCCAGCUCUAAGCAAACCUGGUCCCUGCCAGACCUCAGAGUGGGAGCAGGGAUUUCCCAGCAAAGCCAGGGGGCCCUCCCCCGGGAGGGAACAAGCCCCCCUCACACAUUCUUUGGUGGGCAAGGGAUAGAAAGCAGGAAAUGCAAGGCACAGAGAGAGAAAGGGACAGAGAAUAAUCUGUGGGCUCCAAAUCGAGAUCUCUGAAACAGGGAGAGGAAAAGAAUCUGGCAAUCGUGCACCCGCUGAGUUUUCAAUCAGCCCGCCCUUCCUUGCCUACCUUAAAUUUCCCUAAGUUUGAGAAAGGGAGGGGAAGAGAGGGAAGGGGAGGGGGGGAAAUUUCAGUGAAUGUAUUCCCGGGGGUGUUAGCACCUUGGCUGGGGAUAAAGCAUCCUGAAAAAUCACACAACGUGAUGUGAGUUUGCAGGGAGGUGGCUGUGCCUUUAUGAUCUUGGAGAGAUGGGGAUAGGAAGGCGGUAGGAGGGCAGGUGUUGGCCAGGCAGGAGGAUGCCCGACCGGACCCAUUCUGCCCACGCCCUCCAGAUUACGUGGGGGAAAGAGUCUGCCACACUUCUCUGCUGGGAAGUAGACCACGGCUCUUGGACCAAUGUCGUCCUUCUGUAUGCGUCCCACAGCGCGUCUGCCACCAGUCCCCGUGGGCCCUGACGUCCUACACUUCCUCAGGAAGUCUUCCACUUAUUCGCCCAACAUUUCCAAGCACCCGUGACAGGCCACGCACGUGCUAGCUGCCGGAGAGAGGCAAACUGGCAAAUUCAGUUUCAGAGAUCUGAUGCCAGGACAGGCUCGCACCAGCGCAGCCGCCCUUCACACGACCGCAGACCCGGGGAAAAGUGUCUGGAGAGAGUGCAAAACAACGGCAGAUCCGGAGGUUGCCGACGGAAGAAAGCGCGCCCAGCAAAUGCUGUCUCAAGAUGUCCUUUUAGGGCUCCCCACCGCCUCUGGCCGUUUGGUCGGAAAGACCACAAGACCACGGAUGAAAUCGGGAGGAGGCUGGCGGACAGCCGUGACGUUUCCGCGACCUGGGGCGUGACCCCACAGGGGUCCCCAGGAGCAGGUGCUGGGGAUUGCGGGGGAAGGCCUCCGACACCACCAGGACCACUGUCCCUGGUGGUCAUUGACUGGAUUGUGCUCCAGGAAUGGAGCCCACGGAGACCGAGCUCGAGGCUGAGAAGCCUGGGGCGGGGUGCCUGUGGGUGUGUGGGGACGGGUUGGGGCCGGCCCCACAGGGAGGAGCCCCGAGAGGCUGGUGUGGGGCCAGGAGCAAAGACUGUGUGCAGAGCACCCAGCGGGUGGACUGCAGUCGGGGAGACGUCCCGGGGAGGGCUCCUUCCUGGCUGCGGCUUCUCUGGGAGGCUCUGGGCUGGGCUCUGUCUUGCAAAUACCCACGGAGAGCAGGCACGGGGGUGAGCUUUCCUCCUCUCACAGAUGUUCCACGACCUAAGGAGCUAGAGCCGGCUCCAACUCCCUCAGCAGCUCUCCAGGGAGGGGUGGUGCCUGCAGAGACUUCAGCAGGAGCCCAGGAGCCGGCAGUUGACCCGGCACCUGCCCACGGAGAGCCUGACGCCGACCAGGAAGGGCCUGCUCGAGAACCUGUGCCCGGAGAGCCUGCCCCUGUUCCUGCCACUGUUCCUGCCGGAGCCAGGGCCCCUGUGCCUGCCCCGAACUGUGGCCCUGCUCCUUGCCCAGACCCCGCUCCUGCCCUGGAUCCUGACCCAUCCCUACCCCUGCCAGUGCCCCUGUCCCUGCCCCUGACCCAGAUACUGCCUUGGUUCCUGUAUGUGCCAUUGCUGCAGACCCUGUCCCUCCCCUUGCACCUGCCCCUACCCCUUCCCCUGCUUGUGCUCCUGUUCUGGCCCCUGACCCAAGUCCUGCCCCUUCCCCUGCCCAUGCCUGUGUCCCUGUUUUCGCCUCUGACCCAAAUCUUGCCCCCACUCAUGUCCCUGCCCCUGCCCGUGCCCCUGCAGCUGCCACUUCCCCAGCACCUGCCUGUGCACCUGUUCUUGCCCCUGCUCCGGAUCCUGACCCAGCCCCUGGCCUGGAUCCUGCCCCUUCCCCUGCCCCUGGCUCUAUUCCUGUUCUUGCCCCUGUCCCGGCUUCUGCCCCUGCACCUGCCCCUUCCCCGACGUGUGCAACUGUUCUUGCCCCUGACCCAGCUCCUGCCCUGGAUCCUGCCCCUUCCCCUGCCCCUGCCUGUAUUCCUGUUCUUGCCCCUGUCCCGGCUUCUGCCCCUGCAACUGUCCAUUGCCCUGCCCCUCCCUGUGCUCCGGUGCUUGCCUCUGACCCAGCUCCUUCCCCUUUCCCUACCCGUUUCCCUGCCCCUGCAUGUGCACCCAUUCCUGCCCAUGACCCGCCUCCUGCCCCUGCACCUGUCCGUUCCUCUACCUGUGUCCCUGUCCGUGCCCCUGCCAGAGCCAAUGCCCUUUCCCCUGCCUGGGUUCCUGCUCCUGCCCCUGCCCCUGCCAGAGCCGAUGCCCCUUCCCCUGCCUGGGUCCCUGUUCCUGCCCCUGCCCCUGCCACAGCCGAUGCCCCUUCCCCUGCUUUCCAGGGCCGCGGGCCCUUCCCUUGGCCCUGCCUGUGCUCCUGUACUUGCCCAUGACCCAGCUCCUACUGUGCAUCCGGCCCCUGUCCCUCCUCUUGCAUCUGGCCCUGCCCAUCCUCCUGUUCCUGCAGGGCUCCCAGAACCACAGCCAGAGCCCACAUCCUCGUGGGGAGAGCCCCUUGUACAAUUCCCCUUAUUUCCAUCACCCGACCCUGAUGCCCCGCCAGAUUGUUUCAUCCCCUCCCCCUGUGUUCUUUCUCUCUGGUACAUAUUAACUGUUAUAUUAUCUUUCCUUAUCCUCUACGCUGUUUAUUAUUUAUUUUAAAUAAAAUUAAUUGUUUUCUGUUG